Messenger RNA from Linepithema humile (Argentine ant), 1749 nucleotides. It is a transcript of the gene brn, whose product is annotated as beta-1,3-galactosyltransferase brn. Gene Ontology annotation, cellular component: Golgi membrane. Gene Ontology annotation, molecular function: UDP-glycosyltransferase activity; hexosyltransferase activity. NCBI's taxonomy places the organism in Eukaryota, Metazoa, Arthropoda, Insecta, Hymenoptera, Formicidae. The record is from RefSeq and is a predicted model, not a curated record.
CUACAGAGGCGCCACAAUUCACUUCUGCAAGUUCAUUUGUAAUACUUCGAAGAAAUUGGUUAAGUAGUACUGAAAGAAAGAAUAAAAAUGUUGAAUUCUUGUAUUUAUAUUUUUAAUACGGAAUAUGUAAUGUGUCAAAGAAGUGUACAUUUUCCUAUAUUAUCAGAACAAGAAAUGAUUAUUGAUAUUUUGAAUGACAGCAGGAGGGGACGAUUUGUACAAUACAAACACAAAUCUUGCUGAUAAAAUGUGCUGUUACAUAUUUGAACGCUGUUUCCGCCUUUAUUUUCAAAGGUGUCGACGUGUUAUAUCAAAAGUUAAAAUAGGAUAUGUGCUAUUUUUUCUGGGCUUGAUAGCAUUGUUAGAAUUCUUUGGGAUAUUUGUGCAUCUAUUUGAAGUUACAUAUGAUGAAAACUUUGUAUAUCCAUAUGAAGGCAAUGUACACGAGUUUGUGAAUGCUUUACGGCGCAAUGAAAAACCUGAAGUUGAACCUAUCAAUGAAUACAAGUAUAAUUUUGUGUUCAAACAACCACAAAAAUGUAAAGAAGAUGUGGAUUCUUCACUUCGUCUUGUAUAUAUAGUGAAGUCUGCUAUAGAAAAUUUUGACCGAAGAACUGCUAUACGUAAUUCAUGGGGAAUUGAAAAAAGAUUCUUUGAUGUGCCAACAAAAACUAUUUUCAUAGUAGGUACACAUCCAGAUGAUGAAGAAAUAGAAGCAAAACUAAAGUUAGAAGCUACAAUCCAUAAAGAUGUUAUACAAGCAGACUUCAUAGAUUCAUAUUAUAAUAACACUAUAAAAACUAUGAUGGGUUUUAAAUGGUUAGUAAAAUAUUGUUCAAAUUCGAAGUUUUACAUGUUUGUCGAUGAUGAUAUGUAUGUAUCAGUGAGAAAUGUAGCAACAUUUAUCAGAAACCCAGCUAAUUAUCCACUUUAUUUAAUGGAAUCAAAAAAAGUAUAUAGUGCACACAAAAGGGAAAUCAAACUCUCUGAUUUAAUGGAUUUCAAAGAUGUUAAUUUUAGUAAUAAUAAUAUAACAUCAUACGACAUAAAAAUGAAUAGAAUAUCUUCUGUGCAAAGUUUUACAACUCAUGAAUUUAUAAGUAAUAGUAGUCAGAAGAAUAACAUACAUAAUGAAGAAGAUAAACCAAUUAUAAAAAAUCUUCAAACAGAAUAUAAAAAGUUGCUUAGGUUAAAUACAUCUAUACUGAAUAGAACAAAGCGACAGCUUUUCGAUUUUGAACUGCCAGACAGCAUUAGACUGUUUGCAGGAUUUGUAUUUAUGCGAUCUGCGCCUCAUCGACAUAAAUUUUCUAAAUGGUAUGUUACACUAAAAGAAUAUCCAUACCAUUUGUGGCCACCAUACGUUACAGCUGGUGCAUAUAUCUUGUCUAAAGAGGCUCUUUUGGAUUUGUAUUAUACCAGUUUUUACACUAAGCACUUUAGGUUUGAUGACAUUUUUCUAGGUUUAAUAGCUAAAAAAGCUGACAUAGUACCAUUUCAUUGCGAAGAGUUUCAUUUUUACAAGAAAUCUUAUACAAAAUACAGUUACAAAUAUGUCAUAACAUCUCAUGGAUAUGAAGAUUCAAAUGAACUUCUACAAGUAUGGCAUGAGCAAAAAGCUCUCGGAAAUGCUUGAAUUUUUAUAUAUAAUUACAAAAUGUUUCAUAAUACUUUCUAUCAUAUGUGCGUGGCUCUAAAUAUUAUUUUUACUUAACGAAAAAUUAUACAUUAUAAUAGAAUUUUGCUAUA